UAUAGUCCUACCAACCGAAUUUGGGUCGUCACUUUCAAGUAGUAGGCGUUUAACAUUUCAACUUCCACACUUCAAAAACCAACCUCCAAUUCUCUCUGCACACACACACACACACACUGCAUUUGCAGAAGCAAUCUACAGAAAGCCAUGUCUUGGAAAAUGAGAGUGGUGUUGUUGAUGGGUUUGGUGGCAUGGGGUUACCGGGCAUUCCGGCCUCCAGCGCCCCGCCUCUGUGGCACGAGGGGCGGGCCGCCCCUCGUAGGUCCUAGAAUCAAACUUAGGGAUGGAAGGCACCUAUCAUACAAGGAACAUGGAGUCCCCAAAGAGGCAGCCAAAUACAAGGUCAUCUUGGUUCAUGGCUUUAGCUCUAGCAAACACGAAGCCUCCAUCACUGCAACGGAAAUGGUGGAGAAACUAGGUAUAUACUUCGUGUCCUUCGAUAGGCCCGGUUAUGGAGAGAGCGACCCCAACCCAAAGAGGACCAUACAGAGCUUAGCAUUCGACAUAGAAGAGCUCGGAGAUCAGUUAGAACUCGGCCCCAAGUUUUACAUCAUCGGAACUUCCAUGGGAGGGCAGGCCGUUUGGGGAUGCCUCAAGUACAUUCCUCACAGGCUAGCAGGAGCUGCAUUGUUAGCUCCUGUUGUGAACUACUGGUGGCCUAGUUUUCCUCGGGCGUUGGCCAGAGACGCAUACGCUCUCCAACCUGUUCAGGACCAAUGGGCAUUGCGUGUGGCACGCUAUGCCCCGUGGCUCGUCUACUGGUGGAACACUCAGAAAUGGUUCCCGGGCUCAAGCGUUGCUGCAGGGACACAAAACCUCACUGUGCCCGACCUUGAGAUCGUUGCAAGAAUGGUUGCAUCGGGAGUGUCUCACAAGGCGUAUGCAACGCAACAGGGGGUGCACGAGUCAUACCACCGCGACAUGAUGGUUGGAUUUGGGGAUAGGGAUUUGGAUCCUAUGAAGCUUGAGAAUCCGUUCCCCCAUGGAGAAGGAUCUGUUCAUGUGUGGCAUGGGAUUGAAGACGGCGUCGUGCCCGUCUCUCUUCAACGCUACAUUGUCCAGAAGCUUCCAUGGAUACAAUACCAUGAACUGCCAAAUGCUGGCCAUCUCUUCUCAUGUGGUGAAACUGCUAUCAAAGAUGCUAUCUUCACCAAGCUUUUCAUACCUCAUAAAAUGGAUCACUGAUUCAUUGUUUUUGUGAACUCACUGUGAUUCAUCCAAUCUUUGAGAUUAAAUUUAUGCCAAUUCUAUGUUAUUUUUUUUUUUGGAAAGAAGCCUUUACUAGAACAAGUCUGGUAUAGUGGUAUAGUGGUAUGCUAAGAUUUUUCAAUGCAUUUGGUUGAUUGCUGGUUUUGAUCUAUGAUCUCUCUCUUGAUGAACAAAAUACAUUUCCUGCUUCUUUUUUGCCCUUUUGUUAGUGAUGAUGAUUCAAAUCUAAUAAAUGCAUACGUUAUUUA
This is a messenger RNA of Salvia miltiorrhiza (redroot sage), 1457 nucleotides long. RefSeq lists its product as uncharacterized. The transcript is spliced from 4 exons. The record is from RefSeq and is a predicted model, not a curated record. NCBI's taxonomy places the organism in Eukaryota, Viridiplantae, Streptophyta, Magnoliopsida, Lamiales, Lamiaceae. Bases 148 to 1185 code for a protein of 345 amino acids.